AACUUCAUAACUUUUAUUUAGGAAGAACUCUGUUGAAUGUCAGCCGGCCGCUUCUACCCCCCUGGUUUGUAUUGUGAAGCUUGUUUAUUCUUUUAGUGGGAUUUGUAAAUCAGCUAAUAUGUUAGCAAAGAACAUGAAUGUGUUUCUGGAGAUUGAUAUUAAUCCUCUUAGUGAUCGAGCCAAAUAUGUGUGUGAGUCAAUUCCUUACGUUUAUAACAGCUAAGAUUCAUAUGGCGUAAAAUGAACCAGCUAGUGUAUUUCUUACUUUAGUGUAGAGUUAGCUCGAGUCAAAUAGCUGACACUGCAGCUGUCAUGUAAAGACAGAAGAAGAGAAGAGUAGCUUCAGUAACCUGCUGUUUUAUCAUGUGCUCUAGUGAGUGUGGUCUCUUUUUGUGGUAAUGCUAAUUUAAUAAUUAUAUUUUCUACGGAUGAACACACUGGGAGCUCUACUCUUCACUUGAGGCAUGAAUUGUACCAUACAGAAGGUCCUGGCAGAUGCCAAAUCAUUGGUGGAAAGGCUUCGUAACCAUGACAACGCUGCUGAGAUGUUAAUUGAACAGACGACGUCGCUCAACAAGCGCGUUGAGGCCAUGAAACAGUACCAGGAGGAGAUCGACUCAUUAAACCUGGUUGCACGACAUCGUCCACGUUCUAGUCUGGUUCUAGGAAUCCAACAGGAGAACCGUCAGAUAAGAGAGCUACAGCAGGAAAACAAAGAGCUACGGACGUCGCUGGAGGAACAUCAGUCUGCAUUAGAGCUUAUAAUGACCAAAUACAGGGAACAGGUGUUUAGGCUCCUCAUGACCAGCAAGAGAGACGACCCAGCCAUUGUAACCCAGCUGAAGGAGCAGCACACCACGGAAAUGCAAGCACACAUAGACAAAAUCAACGAGAUGGCCUCUGUGAUGAGAAAGGCGAUAGAGGUGGAUGAAGGCAGGACCUGUGAAGACGAGGAGAGGAUUAAACAGUUAGAGCUGGAGAACAACGGACUACGAGAGCUGCUGGGAAUCAGUCGAGAAGCUUUCCUCGUUUUGAAGAGAGACGACAUAUCAGAGAACACUUCACUGUCACCACUGCUUACGAGCGCUGACGUCAGUUUACGAAAGAGUUAGAGCGCCCAUCCCCCCCCCCCCCUUAACGCUGCCACAACUGUGUACAGUCUUUACAGUGUGUUGCCACAUAACACUUAAUUUUUUUUCACCAUCUCCUCCUGGUGCAUUUACAGCAUGAUGCUCCUGAGCUGUGCUCCUGUCUGGUGAUUCAGACACAGUGUUUCUGUUAUGUUUGCUUGAAUGCAUGAGUUCCGGGGUGCCUGUAAGGUUUGAAAGUGUGAAUGUCUAAGAGAAGGGAUUGAUUCAAAAUAAAUCUGUAAACAUGA
This is a messenger RNA of Labrus bergylta (ballan wrasse), 1378 nucleotides long. RefSeq names its product FGFR1 oncogene partner 2 (gene fgfr1op2). Lineage: Eukaryota; Metazoa; Chordata; Actinopteri; Labriformes; Labridae. Gene Ontology annotation, biological process: response to wounding. The record is from RefSeq and is a predicted model, not a curated record.